Molecule: messenger RNA, 8229 nt
Organism: Pygocentrus nattereri (red-bellied piranha)
Lineage: Eukaryota; Metazoa; Chordata; Actinopteri; Characiformes; Serrasalmidae
Gene: pard3aa
Product: par-3 family cell polarity regulator alpha, a
Exons: 24
Coding region: 1-4158 (1385 amino acids)
Biological process (GO): establishment of centrosome localization; cell adhesion; microtubule cytoskeleton organization
Cellular component (GO): cell cortex; adherens junction; apical plasma membrane
Molecular function (GO): protein binding; phosphatidylinositol binding
Source: RefSeq, a predicted model, not a curated record
AUGAAAGUGACAGUGUGUUUCGGAAGGACCCGGGUGGUCGUACCUUGUGGAGAUGGGAAUAUUAAAGUCCACAGUCUUAUCCAGCAGGCGGCCAUGAGGUAUAAGAAAGCUAUAGCGAAGGACCCAGGCUAUUGGAUCCAGGUUCACCGCUUGGAGCAUGGUGAUGGAGGCAUCCUGGACUUGGACGAUGUGCUGUGUGAUGUAGCUGAUGAUAAAGACAGGCUGGUAGCAGUGUACGAAGAGCAGGACCCCCAUCAUGGAGGUGAUGGGACUAGUGCGAGUUCCACAGGCAGUCAGAGUCCGGACGUGUUCAGCAGAGGAGAGCUGAGCUCCAACAGCCCUUCAGCCUUUCAGCCCUACCACAACAGUAGUGAGAUCGAGGUUACACCAUCAGCACUGCGAACCAACAUGCCCCUGCAUGUCAGACGCAGUAGUGAUCCCGCUUUGGUAGCCCUAACAGAAUCUGCACUCCAGCCAGAUGAGCCAUCUCGAAAGAACCCCUCCCGUUGGUCCACUACUGCAGGCUUCCUCAAACCAAACGCCACCAGUGGAACCAACAGCCUGGAGAGAAAGGGUAAGGGGCCAGCCUCGUAUCGCAGUCUGCCUCGUGAUACAGCAGCAUGGGCCAGCCAAUUUCAGAGAGAGAGUGCACGCUCCUCCCUCAGCGCCAAUCACCCCAUGGUGGACCGCUGGCUGGUGCGCCAGGAACAGGAUGACGAAGACGAAGAAAGGAGGAGAGACGAAGGCAGGAAUGGACGGAUUGAACCCGUGGGCCGGGCUGACUCCUGUGUUGAAUCACUCAGUCUAGAAGACAUGCUGAAGCCAGUCGAGGUGUCAAAUGGCGGUGGGCCAUUGGGUAUCCAUGUAGUUCCAUUCAGCUCCAGAGACAGAAGGACGCUGGGUCUGCUGGUGAAGCGGCUGGAGAAGGGCGGAAAGGCGGAGCGGGAAGCGCUCUUCCAGGAAAAUGACUGCAUCGUCCGCAUUAAUAACCACGACCUGCGCAACAUCCGAUUUGAACAAGCACAGAACUUGUUCAGGCAGGCCAUGCGUUCGCCACUCAUUCUAUUUCAUGUGGUGCCAGCGGUGAAGAAACCCCUGUAUGAGCAACUCUCUCAGUGUGAGUUUGGCUUACAGUCUGGCCCAAGUCCUGAACCAGGUCCUGGGCCCAGUGGCUUCACCCCUGAUCCCAAACCUGGGCCUGCACCCAGCCGUCUCACGCCUGACCACAAACCUGGGGACCGGGGGAGUUUGGUAGUGGGAAGCAUCAACUACAGCCCUCAGAGAAUGUCUAAGACUGGACCACACCCUAACCUCAAUCAUCAGCCACUUCCUGUCCACCCAGAGCAGAAUAAGGCUCAUUCCACCUUACCAGCAGUUGGCAUCACCCCUCCAGCCAAAUCCCCACUUGAGGGGCCAGCGCAACCCCUUAAGACAGCUACACCCACCACUUCCACUGGCUUCUCUAAAAAGAUUGGCCGCAAGUUCAAUGUGCAGCUGAGAAAAGGUCCUGAGGGGCUGGGCUUCAGUAUUACAUCACGUGAUGUCCCUAUCGGAGGCUCCGCCCCCAUCUAUGUGAAGAACAUCCUCCCUCGUGGAGCAGCUAUCCAAGACGGACACCUGAAGGCUGGCGACCGGCUACUGGAGGUGAAUGGAGUGGAUCUGAACGGGAAGUCUCAGGAAGAGGUGGUCGCUCUGCUCCGCUCCACUCCGAUGGGAGGCACUGUGAGUCUGCUUGUCGUCAGACAAGAGGACGCCUUUCUGCCUCGUGAAGUGAAAGCAGAGGAUGAUGAUUUGGUGCUGACUCCUGAUGGAACGAGGGAGUUCUUGACUUUUGAGAUUCCUCUGAAUGACUCUGGUUCUGCGGGAUUAGGAGUCAGCGUCAAGGGCAACCGCUCCAAAGAGAACCACGCGGACUUAGGCAUCUUUGUCAAGUCCAUCAUCAACGGAGGAGCCGCCAGCAAGGAUGGGCGGUUGAGGGUCAAUGACCAGUUAAUAGCUGUGAACGGAGAAUCAUUGCUGGGGAAAACCAAUCAGGAAGCCAUGGAGACUCUUCGCAAGUCCAUGUCUGUGGAAAGCAAUAAGAGAGGCAUGAUCCAGCUCAUAGUGGCCAGGAGGGUCAAUGGGAGGAAUGAGGAGGACGCUCCAGAAAACCCCUCAGCAUCAGACGUGCCACUGGGUCGACCUCGCGAGGAGCUGGAGCGGCGUAUCUCACACUCACUCUACCCUGGAGCCAUAGAGGGUCUGGAUGACACCCUGAGCCCCCGACUCAGCAUCACUGGCAGAAUGAUGGGUAACUACCAGCUGUCCCCCACUGUGAACAUGCCUCAGGAUGACACUGUCAUUAUCGAAGAUGAUAGGCCACCCGUACUUCCUUCCCACCUGUCUGACCAAUCAUCUUCCAGCUCCCAUGAUGACAUGGGCUUUGUGACAGAUGUGCCUGCCUCCUGGGCCAAAGAUAUUCAGAAUCAAGAUGAGUGUUCUCUGAGCCCAGAUGCAGAUCCUGAUGGUGCAUUUCAGAGGGAGGGCUUUGGCAGACAGAGCAUGUCAGAGAAAAGAACCAAACAGUAUGGAGAUGCUACUCAACUAGAGAUCAUCAAAACUCGCAAAUCUAAGAGCAUGGAUUUAGUAGCUGACGAGAUUAACCUCACACCCCGCCCAAACAGGACAGAAGGCAACUCCACGCGAGACGUUGGGCCCAAUCUGGGCCUGAAGAAGUCCAGCUCCCUGGAGAGCCUCCAGACGGCUGUUGCCGAGGUAACGCUGAACGGGGACGUCCCCUUCCACAGGCCACGCCCUCGAAUCAUCAGGGGGAGGGGCUGCAACGAGAGCUUCCGGGCAGCCAUUGACAAAUCAUAUGACCGCCCUGUGAUGAGCAUGGCGGGUGAGGAGGAGGAGGAUGAAGGCAUGGAGACAUUGGAAGAGGAUACCGAAGAGAGUUCACGCUCUGGUCGAGACUCUGUCUCCACAGCGAACGAUCUACCACUCCCAGCUGGUGGUGCAGCCAUCCCAGAAAGCCAGGUGAAUGGAGGACAGUCCAAAGAUGACAAGAAGAAGGGAGGGAAGGAGAAAAAGGAGAAGAACAAAUCCAAGAAAGGCGUGCUCAAGGGCCUUGGUGACAUGUUCAGGUUUGGUAAGCACCGCAAAGACGAACGGACAGGAGACAAGGUGGAGCGCAAAGGCUCAAGCAAGAACAAAAUGGAAGACACCCAGGCCACAGAGGAGGAGAUGCAGAGGAUGCGUCUGGAGAGGGAGAGGAUCCAGGCCAAAACCAGGGAGUUGCGGGAGCGUCAGGCCAGGGAGAGAGAUUAUGCUGAGAUCCAGGAUUUCAACCGCACCUUCAGCUCUGAUGAAGAGCACACUUACGCAGGCAUUGGCUCACUGGACUCCUCCAUGGACAGUAGCCAGAGCCUGAACCAGCAGCCUCCUGGGCAGGAGCGGCCCCAAAGCCCCAGAGAGCAGCCCCUGGAGGCCCUGUACGCCCAGGUCAAUAAGCCUAGGAACUGCCGGCCUCCUUCAGCAGACAGCAACAGACUGGCGCCUAGCAACCAUGACCGGAUACAGCGGCUGAGGCAGGAGUUCCAGCAAGCCAAGCAGGAAGAGGAACCCGACGACCGUCGCCGCACCUACAGCUUCCAGCAGCAGCCAUGGGCCAAUGCCGGGGCCUACAGUCCAACAGGAAGGCAUUCUGUUUCCGUAGAAGUCCAGAUGCAGCGACAGAGACAAGAUGACCGUGACGCCUUCACACAGUCACAGAGACAGUACAACUCCCUACCAAGGCAACCACGUAAAAACCCCAGCACCAUAUCUCAAGACUCCUGGGAUAAGGUCUAUCCCCCUGGUGAGGUGUUCCAGUCUGCUAAAGAGAACCCACGCUACUCCAGCUAUCAGGGCGGCCGGGGCACUAAUGGUUACCUAAGCACCCCUGUGUCCGGCCUGAAUGCCCGCGUCCUGCUGGAAACCCAGGAGCUGCUGCGGCAGGAGCAGAGGCGUAAAGAACAGGAAGCUCAGGCCAAACUGGCUCCGUCACCUGACCCUCCUGCUGUGGCCCCCACACCCCCCAAGGGCCCCUACAGGCAGGAUGUCCCACCCUCCCCAUCCCAGCUCGCCCGUCUCAACCAUUUGCAGAGCCCUGAGAAAGGCCGGCCAUUUCACUCCUGAGUUGUGGAGGGAAGGAGAGAGAGAGAUUAGGUGGGACGAGUAAAGGGCCUGUAUAGGCCACACCAGCAGUGCACAGUGGUACUGGCGGGAGAUGCAAUUAUAGGCAAACUCUAGCAAUUUUUCAACCUUAUCUCUAUAUGCUAUGUCUGCGUCAUUCUGUCGAUUAACAUGGCCAAUAAUUUUGACCCAUUUCCACAUACUUAGAAAGGAAGAGAAAGUCAAUUUGCAUUAAACUUAUUUAUAAUGGAAGCUAUUGGGCCCUUGCUGAAUUCCUUGAACAGCCUUUUGAAAGAAGUGGCUACAUAACAUGAAUUUGAAAGUACAGCCAUUACACUCUUAACAGUACUAGGAGUGCUAGGAGGAGACAGACAUGAGAGAAUGUCUUACUAGAGCUGUUUUUAUAAAGUUUUAUCCAACUUAUGAACUCUAGAGCUGUAAAAAAAUACAGUUCUCAAAUAUCUUUUACUGAAGAAUUAAUGGAAGCGUUCUGCAAAAUGUGUCUUCAAGUAUUUUUUUUUGUUCUUUUCUAAGUACAGGGAAACUCUUUGCCAUGACUGUGAGUGGUAAUGUGGCUGGACGCUGUGGAUGUACUUAAUAGAGAUUUGAUUGAUAACUGCUGGAGUAUUUUAUUCAGAACUUUGAACUUUUAAACCUUUGAGAAAAAAAUGGGGUUUUGGUUAAUGAAUAUGUUUUUAAACAUGAAAUUUGCAUUGAUAUAUUUUUGUUUUUUAAUACAUGAUUGUGGUCUGCCAACUUCUCUUAGUAAAGUAGUUUUCAGUUCUGGUCCUGGAGGGCUGGUGUCCAGCACAGUUUGUUGAUUUUCCUGCACAAGGACACCUACUAAACCUGCUAAUCUCUUGUACCACAGCUGGACAGUCCUCUGUUUUAGUGUGUGUGUGUGUGUGAAUGUGAAUGUGUAUGAGUGUUGUAUCUUUAACCUGAGUUCCUCCCAGUUACCCUUGACAAUCACAUGUCAGCCAGCAUACAGCUUUGCUGCAUUGGUAUUCUUAUAGUGCUGCAACCUACAUAUCCUAUUUCAAAUCGAGCAUCAAUUUGGAAUGUCGAGUGCAGUGUUCAGGAAAGGAGAGGAUAUGAGUGGGUUUCAAAUAUUAUUCUGAGUAUUGCAAAGGAGAGGUCGUUGUGUGUGUCAGUGUGUGUGAGAGAGAGAGGAGGAGAGAGUCCAUAGGCUUUAGAUGUUUGACUGAAGUGUGUGGUGUAUGUGUAUGGUUGGUCCCGUCACCCAGCAGCCUUAAAAGAAAAUCCGAAGCUGAAUGUCAGAUGACCCCUAACUCCCCACACAGUGCACUAAAAGUCCACUGUAUAUUCAAUAGGGAGCCCUAUGGGAUUUGGCCCCAGUCACCUCUUACCUUUUAAAAUAAACAUCAGUAUAUUCCAUACAUCAGAGUUCCUCACAAACCCAGCACAAGAUAUAAUUGCAAAUUAAUGUCAUCAGGGUCCAUAAACAUCUAUCUGCCAUCCUUAUUUUUUUAAUUUGCAAAUAGUUUUUUCUUAUCUAUCCAGCUAACACAGCCCUGUACACACUGCUAAAGCUUCAAAUCCUCUGUUGUGCACAUGAACGCACCUGUCCUGGAAUAUCAUUCAUAUGAAUGGGGGCAGAGUUGGACUAUAAUUAAUGCACUGUGAUGAAAAAUUGAUUUGGAUGUCAUCUGUGUGUGGGCAUGUGUCUGUCUAUCUUGACCGGUCUUUGAUUAUGUAAACUCAGUCAGAUGUCGAGUCUAGUCCAUACUGAAUGUGUUAUCACACAGGUUAAUGGGGAAUUGCUCAUACUUUGUAUGCAGUAAAACAUUAGUGCUUAUGUUAAACCUGACCCCACUCUGAUCUCAACAACCCGCUCUCAGCUCCAGCUCCCGUCGUACAUCACAUUUAUAGUCAUUAAACUCAAUGUACAACUCGCAUCAAAUGUUGCUUUAUGCUUGUUUCUCUGUGUGUGUGUGUGUGUGUGUGUGUGUGUGCGUGCGUGCGUGUGUGUGUGCGUUAGUGUGUGUGUUUUCAAAAAUUUAGAUUUACAAAAAUCAGAAAAAACGUGACCUACAAUGUAAAGUGCUGAAAAUGCUCCUGACUUUGUAAAAUAUAUUUUUUUUAAACAAAAGCUAUAUUUCAGUUUUUAAAAGUCUAUUUUUUGUAAGAGUAAUGCAUUUAGAAUACAUAUAGGACAUGUUGUUAUUAUAAUGUGUGCUAUGUUCAAAAGUUUGAAAUAAUUUGUCAAAUUAAUAGUUAUUUUAUUCAGUAACACAUUAAGCACUGUAGAAGUGUUCAGAACACAAGGGGUUAUUUAGUGAUCAAUAAUAUGUACUUAUUUAUUUAUUGCAAUUCCUUGGCAAGUUAUUUUCCUCAAGAUUUGACUUUUUUCUCUAAAUAUGAGGCAUUCUGGAUAGAACUUUAUUCUCAAUGUUAUACGGAUUUCUCAAUGAUUAAGUAAUCAUUUACGUCUUUGUUCAUUUUCCAGGACACAUUUAACAUUUCUUCACUUCUUUUUACAGCUUCCAACAAAUUAGUUCUAAUCAGUGCGGUUGUAGAGCAGGGUUUUGCAACCACUGGACGUGGACCGCAAAACAUCUUUUGUUAGUCCUCAAGCCAGUACUGAAGGGGGCAGUGGUCCGCAGAGGGUGGUGAUGGCACUUUGAUUUAACUUUUAAAAAAGUCAAAUUUGUAGCAUUAAUGUCACACUUUGUCCCCUUAAGUCUAGAAGCAAUAUACACAAAAUACUGCAACCCCCCCCCCCCAAGACAAAAAAUUGUGUUAGAGAAACUUUUAAACUCAAUAAACAUAUUUAAUUUGCUUAAAUCUUAUGUUCGCUUAAAUGUGUUGUAUUUUGCAGGGAAAGACAACCAAACAUAGCUAUGUAGAAAAUUUGACCUAUAUUUCCACGUGGGUCUUCAUACUUUUUAGUGAUGAGUAGGUGGGCCUUGAAAUGGAAAUGGUUGAGAACCCCUGUUGUACAGUAGCAGCAACACAACAGAAUCAAUUCAUACAUUUAUCUACAACAGAAUUGUUUUUAUAUUAUUGAAAACAAUGAUUUCAAACUUUUGAACAGUAGUGUAACUAUAAUACAUAUGGAACAUAUUAAUAGUAUUUCUAUAUACAAGUACUUACAUUAAUAUAAGGGUCAGUGUAUCAAAGUAUAAAAACAAACCUGUGUUCAUGUCUAUGUGAAUGUGUGAGUUUGUGAGUGUGGCUGUGUGUCCAUCACUGUUGCCUGUAACAUGACUCUCUCAUGGAUGAGCUGAACUUUGGCAGUGGGAUAAAGCGCUUGGCUGUGGACCACAGAGUAAAAGCUGAAAGAGCUGUAGUGAUGUCACACAAAAGUGAAGGCCAAGCCAGGCACUGCUGUAGAGUCUCGAACAGAGCUGGAACAAAAGGCUUUCUGGCCUCUUCUCUCAUUCAUUCUCUUUUCCUUUUCCUCUCCUUCUCUUUUCUGUAGGGAACAAAAUACAGUAACAUUGUCUUUGUGUACACAGCAAAGACCGAUAUCUUCCUGUGGUUGGAGAAACUGGUACUUUCCAGAGACUGCCUUUUGGUCCUGUGGUACGACAGAUGUCUCAAGUAUUGCCUCUUUGUGAAAGAACUUUAUAGAACAUAAGCAUUUUGUGUUUUUUUUUUUGGCAUUAGCUGUUUUCCUAUUUCAGAUUUUGUAUUUUAUGCAUUACAUAAAUGUCAGAGAUGCUGGAGAUGGUUUAAGUGCCUGUAGGGAGGGAUGAUGUUUUGUACUUCAUGUCAUGGAAUGCACAUUUUAUCAUAUGCGAUUAUUCUACUUGUUUGUUGUCAUAUUAACACACAACUUCCCAUUACAAACCAUUCGGUUGAUUCCUUGAAAGAGAAACAAAAAGUAAUAUGCACAUGUUUUUGUAUUUUUAUGACUUUUACAAUGUAUGUAUUCUCCAGAGGUAAAGUGGUAUCCCAGAUAACCCAGAUAAAUGUAAGCACAGUGCAAUUGUGUUUUUCUCAUAGUCUUUAUACAUACUGUAUGAAACUGUACACAGCUAUUUCUCUGUACAUAUCAAAUCUAGAAGAAAUAAACAGAAGGCUGUUCCUUCAUCUUGUUUACAGUAA